Molecule: messenger RNA, 6004 nt
Organism: Cavia porcellus (domestic guinea pig)
Lineage: Eukaryota; Metazoa; Chordata; Mammalia; Rodentia; Caviidae
Gene: Znf746
Product: zinc finger protein 746
Exons: 7
Coding region: 2495-4501 (668 amino acids)
Biological process (GO): regulation of DNA-templated transcription
Molecular function (GO): DNA-binding transcription repressor activity, RNA polymerase II-specific
Source: RefSeq, a predicted model, not a curated record
CGGACCCGCGGCCUGGGGCACUGCGCUCCGGGCCCAACGCACUACCCGCAGGCCCUGGGGAGGAGGCCGGGGAUCCGAGCCGGGCUGAGGCUCAGGCAAGCGGAGCUCUGGGCCCGCGGGGCCUAGGACGCCCGCCCACCAGGCCCCCACUCUGGGGCGGGCCCCCCACUUGAGGCAGGGUUCCCCACUCGGUGUCGGGCCGCGCCGGGCGGAACGGCCGCCCCGCGCCAAGUUCCCGCAGCGCUGCGCGGCUCCCUGUCUCCGCCCCAGCCGCUGUCCCCUCGGUCCUGCGCCCCCCGCCUGGCUCCUUUCUCUGCCCAGCGCUCGGCUGGGCUUCCCUCCCCCAGCUCCCCCCAGCGGCCUGGUGGCACCUGGGAGGUGUCCGGCGACGAUUCCGCAGAAGCCGCGCGCCCGCUACGUGCCGAGCUGGCGUGUGUCGAGCCAGGUGCAGCACCCGGCCCCCAUUAUUUUGUUCUCUCUGCAGACCUAGGGGGUGGAUACUGCUGUUAUCUCUGCCACACAAAAGAAAAGCCCUGGGGCCAGAGAAGUUAACUUGCCCGGACGGACAGUUUAGCUCAAAAGUGUGGAAGACAUGGUGGCUAGGGACCGGUGUUGCUGGGCAAGCGGACUGGCUUCGCUGGUAGCAGCCCUGCAGAACCGAAAAGGGGAGGGAGCCAGCUGGCCAGGUGGCAGCGAGCUGUGGCAGUGCAGCCCCUGCUCACUCUUCCUGGCCAGGUAUUCUGUUCUGUGAUUUGAGCUGGGUUUCUGUGGGAGGCUAGGGUUUCAGUAGGCCGAGCUUCCUAGAUGGUAAAGCUCUCCAAGGAGGGAGAAGCGCUUGGACAGAGGCACACAGAGAUGGAAAGACACACAGAGCCCGUAAUGCUGGAAGAGACAGUUGGAAGAGCUUGAGAGGCCUGGACUUCCUCUUGUGGGUGGGGUGUUAUUGAGGGAUUUGCCAUCCUUUUAGAGGAGCUGCGCCUCUGGCAGAGUGUUCUAAUGCACCAGGCACUCCACCCUCCAGUUAGUGAAAGGCUGGACUUGAGCAGAGGACCAUCCCUGCCUCCUGAAGGACAGUCUGGAGGCCUUGGGUAGAGCUUGGGGGCUCUGUGAAAUGCUAAAGGAAACCCUGUUGUUCAAGUACUAAAGAGGGAUAAACUCUUAAUAAAGUAGGAGCCUAUGUCUGUCCCAGGCUAAAGAAACACAGAUUGGAUUACAGCAGCACAUGUGGUGUGAUAGGAUUUUAAGGGGAGAGGAAUCAGGUAGUAAAGUACAAGGACCCUUUUGAAAUAAACUCAGAAUCUGGGGUGUAACUGGCAGGGCUUAUCUUAGGGGGAGACCAGCAUAGAGAGGGCCACCAAGCCAUCCCACCAAGCACCAGUGGUCCCAGACCUACUCCUACCACUGUUGAUCUCAUUUCCCCCAUCACUCAGAGAUCCAGCCAGAGGCCUACCUUGGUCAAGCAGGCAGAGAACCUCUUCAGUACUCUCCAGAGCUUUCUUCUGCCUCCUUUUGUCCCUGUUUUUUGAGGCGUCAGUCGCUGUCUGAUUCUCAUUUCUGAUUCUGACUCCAAAUGAGCCUGUGCCAGUUCCUAGAAGUUACUUUGUUUUGCAAGGUACAGCCAAGCUUUUGCUUAGAAAUGUUUUCCUGAAACUAUACAAACCUUCCAUGUUCAGCUGCUGACUGGUGGAGGACAGCACCUCCUUUGUGUCCCCUGGGUCCACCCCGGAUAUGAGUGGGACAAGUAGUCCAGUUCCCCACCCAAAACAUGCUUUCGUCACAAUUCCCAGCUGCAGGCACUCAAGCCUCUUGUGGCCAUUUCUGGUGACAGGGAAGCUCUGAGGUUUUUUUUUAUUGUUGCCACGUGUAUUAAAAGAUGACUUCACACAUGUGUCUGGCUUCCUUGCUAGACUGCAGGCUUAUCGCUGAUCUUGGGGCAGUCACAAAUGUCUAAGGUUCAUUGUUUUUAACCUUUAAAGAGUGGGAACCAGGAGAAAAAAAAAAAUAGAAUCUCAGGGGGCUCAGGUAAUGUCCAAAAGUCCAGCUCUUGGCUUAGUGAAGAUUUGCUACAUGGUCAUUUUAGCUUGUAGGAGAAAGGCAGUUGUGAAGGAACAGAAUCAGAUUAUCCUGGAACUGGCCAUCCAGUAUUUUGUUAAAAGGAGACAUGAUAUGCUUUUUAAAAAAGAAAUUGAGCAAUACUCUUGUUUGUGUGGUUUCAGUGGAGCAACUAGGGGUUUCUGCUGGGUCAUCAUCAGUAGACAGUUCCUGUGCGAUUGUGGCGGGAGGGAGUCCAGGCCAGGCUCUGUAAAUCUGCAGUUUACUGCGUCUCUGCUGAAACACCCCAGCAAUGCUCAGUCACUGUUUAUUUUGCAAAAUCACACAGCGCGCCUGCCAUGUGUCAAGCGUGUGCUGUGAGAAGAUGCAAGGCCGCCUUCAGGUCGCUCACAGUGUCAAGGCUCACCGGAAAUGACCGUAUAGGGUGAUCUCCCCAUGGACGAUGGCAGCUACGAUUCAGGCCAUGGAGAGGAAGAUUGAAUCGCAGGCUGCUCGCUUGCUUUCCCUGGAAGGUCGGACUGGUAUGGCUGAGAAGAAGCUGGCAGACUGCGAGAAGACAGCUAUGGAGUUUGGCAACCAGCUGGAGGGCAAGUGGGCCGUGCUGGGGACCCUGCUGCAGGAGUACGGGCUGCUGCAGCGGAGGCUGGAGAACGUGGAGAACCUGCUGCGCAACCGGAACUUCUGGAUCCUGCGGCUGCCCCCUGGGAGCAAGGGAGAGGUCCCCAAGGUGCCCGUGACCUUUGAUGAUGUGGCCGUGUAUUUUUCCGAGCAGGAGUGGGGCAGGCUGGAGGACUGGCAGAAGGAGCUGUACAAGCACGUGAUGCGGGGCAACUACGAGACCCUGGUCUCCCUGGACUACGCCAUCUCCAAGCCUGAAGUCCUCUCUCAGAUCGAACAAGGGGAGGAACCUUGUACCUGGCGUCGCGCUGCUCCCAAGAUCCCGGAUGUUCCUGUGGACCCAAGUCCAGGGUCAGGGCCCACAGUUCCUGCCCCCGACCUCCUGAUGCAGAUCAAGCAGGAGGGUGAGCUGCAGUUGCAGGAGCAGCAGGCAUUGGGCGUUGAGGCCUGGGCCGCUGGGCAACCGGACGUGGGAGAGGAACCCUGGGGCCUCAGCCAGCUGGACUCAGGGGCAGGAGACAUCUCCACAGAUGCCACCUCUGGUGAGUGGCUUCGAGGCGUCCAUUCCAACUUUUCAACCACCAUACCACCCACUUCCUGGCAGGCAGAGCUUCCGCCCCACCAUCCGUCCUCAGCGUGCUCAGACGGGACACUGAAGCUCAACACAGCAGCCUCCACCGAAGCAGAUGUAAAAAUCGUGAUCAAAACAGAAGUCCAAGAAGAGGAGGUGGUGGCCACGCCAGUGCAUCCCACAGACCUGGAGGCUCAUGGGACCCUCUUUGCACCAGGCCAGGCUGCAAGAUUUUUCCCCAGCCCUGUGCAGGAGGGGGCCUGGGAGAGCCAGGGUAGCUCCUUCCCCAGUCAGGACUCCGUGCUGGGGCUACGUGAGCCAGCCCGGCCAGAGAGGGACCUGGGCGACCUCAGCCCUGCUGUGGCCCAGGAAGAGACACCCCCUGCUGGGGACUGGCUCUUUAGUGGGGUCCGGUGGGGCUGGAACUUCCGCUGUAAGCCUCCAGUGGGUCUGAACCCAAGGACCGGACCCGAGGGGCUGCCUUUCUCCUCACCAGACAGUGGGGAGGGCAUCCUGGACCCCAGCCAGGCCCCAAGACCCUUUCCUGAGCCCUGCAAAUACCCAGGUCGGACCAAAGGCUUUGCCCACAAGCCAGGGCUGAAGAAGCAUCCAGCGGCACCCGCUGGGGGCCGACCCUUCUCCUGCGCCACGUGUGGGAAGAGCUUCCAACUGCAGGUGAGCCUGAGCGCUCACCAGCGCACCUGCGGACCCACCGACAGCACAGGCACCAGUGCGGCCCCCACAAUAGCCACGGCCACGGGUGGUGGUGGUGGUGGCGGUGGUGGUGGUGGUGGCAGUGGUGGUGGAGGUGGAGGUGGAGGUAGCGGCAGUGCACGGGACAGCAGCGCCCUGCGGUGUGGAGAGUGCGGCCGCUGCUUCACCAGGCCCGCGCACCUCAUCCGCCACCGCAUGCUCCACACGGGCGAGCGGCCCUUCCCCUGCACGGAAUGUGAGAAGCGCUUCACCGAGCGCUCCAAGCUCAUCGACCACUACCGCACGCACACGGGUGUGCGUCCCUUCACCUGCACUGUGUGUGGCAAGAGCUUCAUCCGUAAGGACCACCUACGCAAGCACCAGCGCAACCACACGGCAGGGGCCAAGACGCCGGCCCGAGGGCAGCCACUGCCACCGGUGCCUGCUGCACCGCCUGACCCCUUCAAGAGUCCCGCCGCCAAGGGACCCAUGGCCCCCACAGACCUCGUGACCGACUGGACUUGUAGCCUAAGUGUCCUGGGACCCACUGAUGGGGGGGACCUGUGAUCCCACCCCAGGCCCCCGCUGGCUGCCAUGUACAGAGCCCCACACAGACAGCCCGGUGGCUUCCAAGGUGUAGAGACAAAAAGGGAGAGAACCAAAUUUCCAUGUCACUGAACUGAUCACUGGAAAAAGAGAACUCAGACAGUACCUUCCAUCUCCAAAGGAGGAUUCUCUGUAAACUGAACACUAUGGUGGAAUGUUAAGUAAUUUAAUUGUAUACUUGGGUUUUUUUUUUUUUUUUUUUUUCUUUUAAUCCUUGAGGAAAAGGCUAGAAAAGAGUAGCAGCAGCAGUUGAAAUUCUGUAGUGCGCUUUUGGUUUUCUGGGGUAUGUUCUCCCUGUGUUGGAGUCCUGUGGUAAGUGUGGGAAGGUUGGCUAACAGGGGACAGAAGGUAAGAAGGGCCCUGCCCACCCCUGUGGCACUAACUCCAGAAGACGCUGCCUGGAACACAGCCCCAUGAGAGCUGAGCCAUCACCUUGUUCCCCCGCUGUCCAGUCCUGGGGCAACAGGUCCCAAAACCCCCACUUUCCCUCUGUAAGACCCACUAGGAGCAGCCACUGAAGGGUCAGCUGGCAUCCCCCAGAGCUCUGGCCUGACUGUUCCCUAUGUGGGGCCAUGUGCAGCACCUGUGCAGAUGGAGGGACCUGUGGGUGUCUCUGUCAUAGACUUCUGGCCUCAUCUCCUGGAGUCCUGUGGCAUUAUAGCAUUAGGUCUGGGAGGUAAAGAAGCUAAGACUGUCCAGGUUCCACAGAGCGGGACAGCGUCCACCGGCCCAUGCCCCAGUGCCUCUGUGUGCUGCCCUGUAUGUCAUGUUCUCAUACUUGCAAUGUGUCCUGUCCGCGUCAAGUCUCAUUUCACCAGUACUGUGCCGGGAACAGCAGCAGGAUAGGUCAGUCUCUCCUCAGCGACAGAGAAGUAAGGGCUCCAAGUGGACACAGCCCCUCGCCACCAGUGCACAGUGUGUGCCUGGAGCCGGGCGAGCCGCUUAGGAACUGGGCUUCUCCUGUAACAUCAGCUUAGGGAAGAAAAGCUUUCAGGUUUUGCCUUCUGAAAGCAUUUAUCCUGCAUGCACUGAGUGAUAGGCCCCAGAGGAACUUGCAGGUGCACAGCCCAAGGGCUAAGGACAGCCUCCUGGUGUGUGUGCUGUCUGGAGGCUGGCGAUAGGUAAGUAGCUCGCUUGGACCUGCACCAAGUAUCUCUGCAAGGUGGGAUCAGAAAGGGGCCCAGGUUUGUUGUCCACCCCAGUGCUGUCCUCACUACACACACAUCCAUUCCAAUUUUGUUGAAGUAGCCACCGGUCCUCCUGUCCCCUCCAGAGAGAGAUCCUUGUGCCCAUUCAUCCAGCUCCCUCCUGCGUGCUUUUAUUAGGAAUAGACUAGUUAAGAAAACUGUUUCUAUGUACUGUAUAUUUUGUACCUGUUUACACUUCUAAUAUUGAUAUAAUUGAUAUUUUGAAAACAAAUGAACAGAAAACAUCCUGUUAAAAUAAAACCUAACCAGCACCCAA